CAUGGUCGUCACUUAUGUAUACCAUCAAUUGGAGUUUUGUCAAUUGCUACGAGACCCAAACGGGAAAUGCGAACGGGAAAUUUUGCUUUUAUUCUCUUGUAAUUGCAAUGAAACAAUAUUCGCCUGUUCUAGUAUUCAGUAUCAUAAUGACAUCCUAAAUGUGCUCAAUUCAAAAUUUGAUAUUAAUUCUAAAUUAUUAAUUUUACCGAAUUAUUAAAUAAAAUUAUUCCUGAAAAUUUCAAAAAAUUAGAAAGUACCAAGUGGUGAGUUCAAUUUCCAACUUAUUGAACGAAGCCUGUAACUCGUGUUUUCAUCCUUGAAGCCCCCGAAUCAUCACGUAUAGAAGUGACCAUAAGUAUUUAGUGCAUUUCUAAAACAGUUAACUCACGUAUUUAAUAUAUACGGUUCUGUGGUGCAAGGGAAUUAUUUGGAUUUGAGUAGUAGUUGCAUUUCUUUGUGAGGAAGUGUACCAAAUUAUUGGUUGGUUACUGUUGUAAGCAGACUUGAAAAUCGCCUAGUUGGGUUUACAAAUUCCUAAUACGGAUUUGUUGAAAGAGAUUUUCAUCCAGAAUUCGUGAGAUUUUAUUGAUUAUUAGAAAUGGCGGAAGAUUUAGACGUAGAAGCUAUGCUGGAAGCCCCGUACAAGAAAGGAACCCUUACAUGUCACAGCUUGGCUCAGGCCCGAGCUUCAGAACGGGGCAGGGGCACAAUGCAGAAAGGGCCCCACCCAGAUGGGUUUGCAAGCAACAGUCACUCUUACCCAAGAGAUGCUUGAUCACUCGAACGCUUCACCGGAUGAAGAUGUGUACCAGGAAGCUGUGGACGCUAAAAUACCUGUUAAAAUACUCCCAGAUGCACUCUAGAUUAAAAUGAAAAUGCCUAUCAGCACAUUUUAUAGGUAGUCACAAGUGGAAUAAAACUUGCCUUACGAAUUUUAGAAUAUAUUUGCAGUGAAUGGGUGUGUCAUUGAUUUUUAUUUCUAAAUGUUUCAAUUGUUAUUCUGUUGAUACUUUGGUUUCUUUCAGUCAAAAAGUUUCUUUACUCUGGUUAUGAUAAGAAAGUUACUAAAAUAUAUUUGUUCAGUUUAUAAAUCAGGGUAUUGCAUGCGUGUUAAUUUCUUAUACUAGCUAUAAAUGUAUAUUAAUGGUUGAUGCACAGUUGAUAAAACUCAAAUGAAAAUUCAUUUUAAAGUUAAUGAAGUUUCAAGCAUAAUUGCAAUGGUUUAAUUUUUGUUAUUAUCUUUCUAAACACUUAGAUUUUGAUGUUUCUUAUAAAAUUUCAACAUUUUUAGCAUUAUUAAUGAAGUUUUAUUAUCAUUAUUAAAUAUUUUUUUAUAAAUGUAAUUCAAAGCUUGUUAAUUUUCAGAAGAGAUACACUUUUUCUUGAUUUAACUGUGGAUCAACAAAUUUGUCUUACCCUAGUGAUUUUUAUAGUAAGUGACUUCUUGUGUUGACAUGAUUAUUAUAUAAAUUUUUGUGAUUUUAAUGGUCACAUUAAGAAAAGGAAAUUCUAUUUUUCUGAAGAUAGUUCAAAAUGCUUGGCAGUCUGUUUGUUGUCCCCCAAAACAAUUUUCCUCCCUUUUGUUUGAAUGGAUUGUUGUGUAUAAAUUAGUUGUAACUUUCUAAACAGUACUUUGCUUUGGUUAGAAAUUACUUUGUGCUGUUGAUAUUGUGGUAAUGAUAAUUACAAAUAGGUUGGCAAUCUUUUAUCUCAGUCUCUUUGAAUGUGCUGAUGGGCUGGUGUAUUAGAAUGUUAUGAUUGUGUUCCAUUGCGGGUGAAGGAUUGUGUCCAAGUAUCGUGUUCAUAUUUUUAAUAUUAUUCUGCACCAUUUUAUCUUAUAGAUUUAAGGAAAUUGGUAUAUGAUUUGAUGUAGUUAUAAAAAGAAAUUGGGAUCUUAAAAUGAAUGUUUCAUGAAGUAUAUUCACAAUUUUUAAUAUCAACUAAAAUUUUUUUUCUGUAUUGCUUUUCCUGCUUAAAAUUGAUACAUAAUCAUAUACCAACGUUCUUUUUCUUUCAAUUUAAUCUACUUUUAAUUUAAAUAUCGGUGCACAUAUACAUACUUAAUGUAAUGGUUUAGAUUCAAAAGUAAAAUUUGUUAGGUCCAAAGCAAAUUAUUUAAUAUGAAAGCUCGAAAUUGCCUUAGUUUCAAAACAAACAUACCAUCUUUCAUGAGCUGUAUCUUUGCAGAAGUAAGGAUGUGAUACUGUAUUUGGCCGAGCACGAGGACACGUGGCAUAGGAGGUGAGUAAUGGGAGGAUUUGUGGGGGGGUCCCCUUUUCCCAUCCAAAACGCCUUCCAGCUCCAGGGUUGAGGGCUUUAGUUGGUUCCUUUAACAGCUGCUUUGCGUGUAUUGUUUAGCAAGCGGAACCAACAAAUGUGGGGCAAGAAGAGGAAUCUACACUGUGUUAAAGUUAAAUUAAAUUAGGUCUUGAGUAAUAUAUUAAUUGCAUUCUGGUGUUUGUUUUCUUCCUUUCUUCCCCUUCUGCGUGAUGCCUGGUUGCCGUGGGUUACCAACUUUGUGUGCUGCUGUUUCAUAGGAUGAUGUCUCUACCAACAAGAUCAGCAGCCAGCAAGAAAAUGGGACAUCAAACAGUCAUCGGUCUUCUGGAAUACUGUUCAGUACAUAGCAGUGAAAUUAAAUUAUUUUGUGGAAUGGGAAUUCAUAUGAAAGAUUUGUGUAAAACCCGUACAAAAUGGGGCUGAUACUUUAGAAUUUUUGAAAAGUGGAAAGUUUGUGAUAAGAUGUGAUAAUGAUGGUAUUUAGGUUAAGGCUGGAGGUACCAUCCUAAAUUACGUUUCAAAUUACAUAGGCUAUACAUAAUAAGGUUAUUAAAAUGUAUAUGUAUCAUUCAGGAAAAGCAAGCACAGAAGUAGAAGUAGAUCCCAUGAACGUGAUCGCCACCGGAGUCGUUCGCGUGACCGGCAUCGUGGUGAACGGGAGAAGGACAAAGAGCGUGAUCGCCACAGAGAACGAGGUGAGCGGGGUGACCGGGAGAGGGAUCGCGAGCGCAGGAGAAGCAAGGAAAAGGAUCGACAUGACAAGGAACGCAGACGCAGCAAAGAUAGAGAACAUCGAAGAAAAGAAAAGGAAAGGGAGAAAGAGAAGGAGAAGGAGAAGGGAGAACGAGAGAGGAGGAAGCGAUCCUUGUCACCAAUUACUCUUCCCCGAGCAAGGGACAAGUUUCCUUUCAAGAAAGGAGCAUCGCCUUUAGGACUAGCUCUAGAUGAUCUAUCACCAGAGGAACGUGAUGCUCGAACAGUAUUUUGCAUGCAGCUGUCACAAAGAAUUAGAGCGAGGGAUUUGGAAGAGUUUUUCUCCUCAGUAGGAAAGGUCAGAGAUGUCAGACUCAUUACCUGCAAUAAAACAAGACGUUUUAAAGGAAUUGCAUAUGUUGAAUUCAGAGAUCCUGAAUCUGUUCCAUUGAAGACAUGCUUCGUGGGAUAUUUGAACCAUUUGGAAAAAUUGACAGCAUUCAGCUAAUAAUGGAUCCAGAAACUGGUCGAUCCAAAGGAUAUGGUUUUUUAACAUUCCACAAUGCUGAAGAUGCCAAGAAAGCACUUGAACAACUGAAUGGAUUUGAACUAGCUGGUCGACCAAUGAAAGUUGGCAACGUAACAGAAAGGUCUGAUUCUACACAAGGUUCUUUGUUGGAUAGUGAUGAAUUGGACAGAACAGGAAUUGAUCUUGGAGCAACAGGGAGGUUGCAACUGAUGUACAAACUUGCUGAAGGCACAGGUAUGCAAAUACCUCAAGCAGCAGCAACUGCACUGAAUCUCAAUGCAGCUGGCACAUUGCCUAUGCAGCAAGCAACACCACCUAUUGCCACCCAGUGCUUCAUGCUAGCUAAUAUGUUUGAUCCCACUGCUGAAACAAACCCUAAUUGGGACAUUGAAAUUCGUGAUGAUGUAAUAGAAGAAUGUAAUAAACACGGUGGUGUUCUACAUGUAUAUGUUGACAAAGCAUCACAGCAAGGAAACGUGUACGUUAAAUGUCCUUCGAUAGCAACUGCAGUUGCGGCUGUGAAUUCUUUACAUGGAAGAUGGUUUGCAGGGAGAGUAAUAACGGCAGCAUAUGUGCCUCUUAUUAACUACCACAGUUUAUUUCCUGAUGCAAUGACAUCGAUGCAACUUCUUAUGCCUUCUGCAGCUAGAAGAGGAUUGUAAAUGUUGGUUUUAAGAGACUGACUGAACAUGAAAGUUUUUAAUAACUUGUGCGUUGAGUGAAAAAAAGUGAAGUGUGUCCUCAAGGAAUAAGUGAUUUUGAAAAUGCAUUUGAACCUAUUUCUGCACCUUUUGUUUCAAGAUUAAUAGUGUAGAUUAUAUGAGGAUGAGAAUGUUGUGAUACUUAAUGACCUACAGUUUUAUGUGGCAAGUGUACUGCCCCAAAUAGACUUCUUGAACAUUGGUAACAGGUAUGUUGCAUACAUCUUGGGUUGCCUACAUUAAUGUAUGUUUAGGUUCAUUGUUGCUAGGAUGCUGUUGGACAGAUUGAAAUUUGUACAGUAAAAUCAGUUGAAAACACUAUGUAUAUAUUCCCAAAUUAAAAAAGUUCUUUAUAAUGUGUUCACUGAUUGCUGGAAACCUAUCCCAAGAUAUCUGAAGAUAAAAAUUUUAUUUCCAAAACUUUG
This is a messenger RNA of Gryllus bimaculatus (two-spotted cricket), 4628 nucleotides long. Lineage: Eukaryota; Metazoa; Arthropoda; Insecta; Orthoptera; Gryllidae. The record is from the annotation of a GenBank genome assembly.